Messenger RNA from Schistosoma guineensis, 1914 nucleotides. NCBI's taxonomy places the organism in Eukaryota, Metazoa, Platyhelminthes, Trematoda, Strigeidida, Schistosomatidae. The record is from the annotation of a GenBank genome assembly.
CUGUACUAUGCCCUGUUCAAGGUCAAGGUUAAGUACUGUUACGCAUUGGAAAUAUCACGUUAACAGACUUAGCUUUGAUUAGUAAGCUGUCUCAGCCUAAAGCUUGAUAUUAUUAGUUGUUAUAGACUGCGUCUCCUUAUUUAACUUAACCAUAUCCACCAAGCCAUAAAGUUACGUUGUUUUCAAAAGGGCAGUAACUAAGUACUUGUGAUUAUCUUUGCUCUUGUGUACUUGUUGCAUCAAAAAGCUUUCUUGGUCUACUUUAACUCGAAGUAUUUCAGUCAAGGCUUGGAAUUCUCUAAUCUUUUUCGGACUGAUAAUUUGAGAGGACAUUCUAAGAAAGGUCAAAAACCGUGAUCAAAUUGUCUACGUCUGGAGUUUCGUUUCUUGCACCGAGUAGUAAAUUACUGGAAUUGUCUACCAGAACACGUAAUAUCAGCACCUUCUGUUGAUAUAUUCUAAACGAGAUUGGACCUUGACAUUACUACAAACUGCAAGGAUUAAUAUAGGUCGAUAGACCUAUCCUUAUUACUGAAGACUGUUGCCUUCAUUUCCAGCUGUCACAUUGCGCGCCUCAUCGCUACUAAAGCUACCUUCAAACAAGACUCAACCCACCAAAGGCAUGACGUACUUAUGUUCGUCGUGUAAGGCUGAUGUGUCUGUCUCAGAAAGAAUCAAUCAUGUCAGGAGCGACUGGCAUAUAUACAACCUAAAGCGUGUCGUUUCUGGUCUACUGCCAAUAUCUGAAGAUAUGUUUGUACAUAAAAAACAAUUGAUUGCUGCAGAAGCACCUGUGGCUAUAGAGAAAACGUAUUGUGACGCCUGCAAGAAAUCCUUCGCAAAUAACAAAUCUUUUACUGCCCAUUUGGUUUCGAAGCGCCAUAUACACAACAGCCACUUGUUCAAAACGAAAACUACGCAGACAGCCAUCAGUUCUACUAAACCUUCAGCAGAAGACUGUUUGACAGAACCAUUACCACUGGGGUCAUGUUUGUUCUGUGACCGCUAUAUAUCACUGAAUUAUUUGCCAAAUGAGUCGCUUGAUAGUGCCAAACAAAGUGAUUUAGCUAAACGUGUCCUAAAUCACAUGUUCGAUGUGCACAAAUUUAGUGUUCCAUUUCCAGAAAGAUUAACCGAUCCUGCCGGGUUGUUAAUUGAAUUAGGACGUAUUGUGGGGGAAGAACGCUGUUGCUUGGCUUGUGGUCGUCAGUUUUACGGUAGUUGUGUGGAAGGAUCAGACAAUGCUCGGAUCUCCCUGUCUGCCGUCCGCAGUCAUAUGUUGGACAAACCUGGCCACAAACAAGUAUGGUAUGGAGUAGAAGACCCAGUCCAAGUGGCAUUAUUGGUAGCUAAGGCAGAAGAAGAAUCAAAUGACGAUUGCAAGAUAAAUUACCCUAAAGCUGCUCUUGCAGGUGGUGAGCUGUUUAGUCAGUUUUACGAUCAGUCAGUCCUUGCACCAUCUUUCAUACUUUCAGAUGAUGAAGACGUUUAUGAAGUACGGUUACCAUCUGGUACUGUUCUAGGUCAUCGAAAGAUGAGAACAAUUUAUAAACAACACUUGGCUGCUACAGAUGGAGCUAAAUUAUUGAACCGUGAUAAUGGACAGAAGAGCGUUUCAAUACGACGUCCAGACUUCAAAGCCUUAAUACAGAAUAGAUCUAAUGCCGAUUCUGAGAGACGUUUAAACGAACAAAGAAAGUACUGGGAUUUAGUAACUGGUGUUCAAGGUAAUUUCCACAAUCGCCUUCAUCUUCGUCGACAGUACUAAAUAUUUGAGAACUUAACAAAAUGUUAAAAAAUCUAUUUGUAUAAUCUAAUAUGGUUUUCGUUCUUUUUCUGUUAAUUUAUGGCCUUGUAUAUAGUCACUUAAUGUAGGUUCAGUAAUAAACUAGUUAUAUUUCUAAUAUGUUUAGG